UUGAUGCUAUGUAUCGUGUGUGGUGUUUAUUGUUUGAGGAAACGCAAACGCAAAGAAGACCCAGAUUGGCGAAUCCCACUUCCAUCACGUUCUGGAUCGCGAGCAACUUUGCGGAAGGGCGACGACAGCGAAUUUGAUGACAACACGAUCAAGAAAACAUUACGAUAUGACGCCACUUAUCGAACAAACGAGCCUCUCGAAGGAAAGCCAAAUAUCAAGUUUGAGCAAAAAAAAAUGGAUCUGGAUGAAGAAGACAUCACAUCCUCAGAAGGAGGUCGCCAAAAUCCACGUGGACUUAUUCAGGAGGGGGUUUUUUCCGGUGACGAAGAGGACGAUGAUGACCGCAAGAGAUUUCCAACAACAUCAACUGAUGGAAUGAGUAAUAAACGUCAGCAGCUAGUGCAACAAUUACAACAGGGACAUGAUAAUACUGCUGACUCCCCUACGCAGACGUACGGCGCAUAUAGUCCAACAUUUAGUGAUAUAGAUCGAACAAGCAGCUUUGCUACAGAAGAGAAUUCACCGCUCAACCAACGCCGCCCUCAAAACGGAAAUUUAAAUCCAUUAUUGAAUAAUAGCAGAAACUACUUUGUUGGUGAAAAUAACCAAACAUUGAUGCAGAAUGUUGGAUUACCAAGUCGCAUGGAUAGUCGCUCAACAGAAGUUUAAUAUCAUUAACAUAUACAAUUUUUUUUACGUAAACAAAUCCAAUCAUUCAAACAUAACAAACAUUCAAUAAGGAUUAUAUUAUUUACAAUAGUAUUUUUAUAGUAUAUGAAAGCAAACAAAGUAAUAACAUUACCCUGAUAGUUAAGAUCCAUAAAUAAAAAUGCAUGGUAAGGAUAAUUUUAAAUAAUCGGACUAUUUUAGGCAGCAUGUUCUUCGCAUUUUUCCACAAUGCGAUCCGCAGGACACUAAAUUCGGUUCGAAUGAAUCCGGUAAUAAUGCAAUUUUGUAAAUCAGAAUGCCUUGACUGGAGGAAAAAGACCAAGCAAUUAUUUUAUAUAUUCAACCAUGUUCUUAUUUGUAUCCCGUUAAGAUAAUUAUGAUUAAAUGAUCUUAUUGAAAAUGUUACAAGAA
Molecule: messenger RNA, 1080 nt
Organism: Anopheles nili
Lineage: Eukaryota; Metazoa; Arthropoda; Insecta; Diptera; Culicidae
Gene: mesh
Product: protein mesh
Exons: 2
Coding region: 4-669 (221 amino acids)
Source: RefSeq, a predicted model, not a curated record